This is a messenger RNA of Phialemonium atrogriseum, 1380 nucleotides long. RefSeq names its product cell wall glycosyl hydrolase. The coding region runs from base 1 to 1380 and encodes 459 amino acids. Gene Ontology annotation, molecular function: mannan endo-1,6-alpha-mannosidase activity. Gene Ontology annotation, biological process: fungal-type cell wall biogenesis; carbohydrate catabolic process. The transcript is spliced from 3 exons. NCBI's taxonomy places the organism in Eukaryota, Fungi, Ascomycota, Sordariomycetes, Cephalothecales, Cephalothecaceae. The record is from RefSeq and is a predicted model, not a curated record.
AUGAGGGGAUUCCUGAGAGCUGCGGGCACCUUCUGCCUCCUUGCCCAUUCAACAAACGCCAUUGAAUUGACACUGGACAAUGCCGCAUCGGUAAAUUCAGCUGCUAGCACAAUAGCAUUUGGGCUGAUGAAGUAUUAUACCGGAAACAAUACGGGCGAUGUCCCGGGAAACCUCCCGGAUCCGUACUUCUGGUGGGAAGCCGGGGCCAUGUUUGGGACCCUCAUCGACUACUGGUCCCUGACCGGAGACACGACAUAUAACAAGGUUAUCACACAGGCCAUGCUCCAUCAGGUCGGUGAUGACCGAGACUUCAUGCCCAAAAACCAGACACGAACCGAGGGCAACGACGAUCAAGGGUUCUGGGCCUUAGCCGCCAUGUCCGCCGCCGAGAACAACUUCCCGAACCCUCCUGCGGACCAACCCCAAUGGCUCGCUCUUGCGCAGGCAGUCUUCAACCAGUACGCCACUCGGUGGGACCCGGAGACUUGCAACGGUGGGCUGCGGUGGCAGAUUUUUACUUUCAACAAUGGCUUCAAUUACAAAAACUCCAUUUCCAAUGGAUGCUUCUUCAAUCUUGCCUCGCGGCUCGCCCGGUAUACUGGCAACCAGACAUACGCCGAGUGGGCCGAGAAGGUCUUCGAUUGGGAAGUCGAGGUGGGGUUGAUCACUCCCGAUUUCAAGAUCUACGAUGGUGCCUCGGUGACGGGCAAGGACAAUUGCACCCAUCUGGACACGAUCCAGUGGACCUACAAUGCCGGUAUCUUCCUCCACGGAGCUGCCGUCAUGUACAACGUCACCGAAGGAUCCGAUGUCUGGAGGGGCCGGGUACAGGGCAUCCUCGACACCACCAAGGGGCGGUUCUUCAACAACAGCGGCAUCGCCGCCGAGCGGGCGUGCGAGAGCGUGGGGCGCUGCGACGUCGACCAGCAGAGCUUCAAGGGAUACCUGCUCCGGUGGAUGGCGCGCACGACGCAGAUGGCCCCCUUCACGUUCGACGCCAUCAGCUCCCUGAUCCGGACGAGCGCUGCGGCGGCGGCCCAGUCGUGCACGGGAUCCCCCGCGCAGGGCUUCAGCGGCCGGCCGGGGACGGCGUGCGGCACGAGGUGGGACGUCGGGUCCUUCGACGGCGCCGUCGGCGUGGGCCAGCAGAUGAACGCCCUGUCCGCCGUCAUGUACACGCUCGUCGGCAAGGGCGUCGCCGCCCCCGUCACGGCGACGACCGGCGGCACCUCCAAGGGCGACGUCAAUGCCGGCACCCAGACCACCUCGCCCAUCACGCAGCUGGCGCCCAUCACGGUGGGCGACCGCGUCGCGGCUGGCUUCUUGACUACGGCUAUCGUCUUGAGCAUCGUUGGAGGGAGCCUGUUCGUGAUGAAGUAG